Molecule: messenger RNA, 3384 nt
Organism: Rosa rugosa (rugosa rose)
Lineage: Eukaryota; Viridiplantae; Streptophyta; Magnoliopsida; Rosales; Rosaceae
Product: putative disease resistance protein RGA3
Exons: 3
Coding region: 39-2696 (885 amino acids)
Biological process (GO): defense response to other organism
Molecular function (GO): protein binding; ADP binding
Source: RefSeq, a predicted model, not a curated record
UAUUUCACUAGCUUCAGAAUUCCUCUCUUUUUCUUGUCAUGGAGUUUGCCAGCAGCAUUGCAGAUGACGUCUUGGGUAGGCUAGCUUCACAUGCUUCCCAACAGAUCUCCUUGGCAUGGGGUGCCCAACUUAAGCUCAGCAAGCUCAACAACACCUUAUCUGCCAUCAAACUAGUGCUCGAGGAUGCAGAGAAGAAGCAAGUGAGAAAUCCCCUAAUCACUCGUUGGUUAGGAAAUCUCAAAGAUGUUUGUCAUGACGUUGAUGAUGUCUUGGACGAACUGGACUUCCAAAAGCUGCGGUUGAAAGUGGAGGUCGACAACUGUGGGAAGAUCAAAGGAAAGGUACGCCAAUUUUUUUCCCGAUGGAAUCCAGUAGUGUUUAACUUCAAAAUGGGACAUAAAGUGAAAGAGAUUAGAGAAAGACUAGUUGAAAUUGAUAAUGAAAAGAGACAGCUUGCUCUCCUUGAAUUUCCUAAGAUAGCUGAAGAUCCUCGUGCGCCCCAACAAGUGCACGAUGACAGGAGGAUGACUGCCUCCAAAGUUGAGGCUUCAAAUGUUAUUGGAAGAGAUGAUGAUAAAAAACAGAUUAUCAAGCAUCUCUUGAAUGACACUGAUUUCUCUAGUGAGGAGAAUGUUUCUGUUGUUUCCAUAAUUGGGUUAGGAGGGUUGGGGAAAACAACACUUGCUAAAUUGGUGUAUAAUGAUAGCAUGGUAGAAAAAAACUUUGAGACAAAGAUGUGGAUAUGCGUCUCAAACAACUUUGAUAUUCAAAUAUUAAUUCGAGGUAUUACUAAUGCUGCAAAUGGACCAAAAUGUGAGGAUGAAAGUUUGGAUGUGAUGGGAAGUAAGUUGCAAAAUACUCUUAGGAGUAAAAAAAUUUUAUUGGUGUUGGAUGAUGUUUGGGAUACCGAGUCAAUUGGAAUAACAAUUGAAAAAUGGAUUGAUUUAAAAACUUUGUUAAAUGUGGGAGCUGAUGGAAGCAAAAUCAUCAUAACAACACGAAAUAAAUCAGUUGCUUUACUUGUGAGUCCCUUAUACAUUCAUUCUUUAGAAGGACUUUCCCACAAAGAUUGCAUGUCCUUGUUCAUCCUAAGGGCAUUUAAAAGAGGAGAGGAGCAACGCUAUCCACAUUUGAUAGAAAUAGGACAGGAUAUUGUGAAAAAGUGUGGAGGAGUUCCUUUAGCAGUAGCUACUGUAGGGAGCAUGCUCUAUUUGAAAACAGAUGAACACCAAUGGUUGAGUGCCAGAGAUGAUGACAUGUGGAGCAUAAGGAAUGACAAUAUUCUACCUGCACUCAAAUUGAGCUAUGAUGCAUUGCCACAACACUUGAAACCAUGUUUUGCAUUUUGUUCACUUUUCCCAAAGGAUUAUGAAUUCAAUAGUUUAAUGUUGGUUCCAUUGUGGAUGGCACAAGGCUACCUCAAGACAUCUAAGAAAAAUGAAGAUUUUGAACAGAUGGGUUUAGACUAUAUAAUGGAGUUUUACUCUAGAUCCUUGUUUCAAGUUGAGUUGGAUAUCAAAACAGUCAUAAGUUUUAAAAUACAUGAUCUAGUUCAUGAUUUAGCAAUUUCAGUGGCACAAGUAGAGAAUUCCACAGUCAAUUUCCGCCCUUCUAGUGCUUUGGAAAUGGUUCGACAUGUGUCAAUAUCCAAAAAAGAUUUGCUUGGAAAAGAGGCAAAAGUUCCUGAUUUCAUGCUCAAGUCAAAGAAAUUGCGAACCAUUCUAGUUCAUGAAAAAGAUGCCCAGAUGAGUCAACGUUUUGUGAAGAGAUGCAUCUCGAGAUUCAAAUAUAUGCGGGUGCUACAUCUCAGUGGGUCGCCUCUUGAGGAGCUACCAAGUUCCAUUGGUAGUUUGUUUCAUUUGAGAUUCCUCGACUUGUCUGGUAAUAGGAAGAUAAAAAGGCUUCCCAAUUCCAUCAGUAAGCUGCUGAAUUUGGAGACCUUGUACCUUGCGGAUUGUGACGCACUUGAGGAGAUACCCAAAGACAUAGGGAACCUGAUCAACCUCCGAAGCUUGGCAAUAACUACACAACAGACGUAUUUGCCGAAAGGAAUUAGACGCCUCACCUCACUUCAAUCUUUAUAUUUUGAGGGAUGUGUCAAUCUUAAAUCUUUGGGCGAAGAGAUCCAAUUCCUCAACAACCUUCGUACACUGGCGAUUGGCAGGUGUAAUAAUUUGGAAUCGCUGCCACCAAAUAUGAAACACAUGACUGCUUUACAUACUUUGGGUGUCAAUGAUUGCGAGAAGCUUCAGUUGAUGAUGAGAUCAGGGGAAGGUCCUCAACGUCUUCGAUCAUUGAUAUUUAUCGGGAAUUCAAGUUUGGAGGCUUUGCCCCCUUGGCUCAUUGAAGAUUCUGCAGACACUCUACAGAGCAUAUAUCUUGGUGGAUGUCAUAAUCUCACUGCACUUCCGGAGUUGAUAAAGUUCAGAUUCCUCGAGCAACUACUCAUCGCCGGAUGCUCCAAAUUGUCGGCUUUGCCUGAAGAACUGCAUCGCCUUACUGAGUUGAGAGGAUUGGGGAUUGGAGGGUGUCCUGAAUUGAGCAAAAGCUGCAAAAGGCAAUUAAAAGGUGAGGAGUGGUCAAAGAUGGCACGUCAGGUGAAGAUUACACUCGACGACUCUGAUGAUGAAGAAGAUGAAGCCGACAAUCGCUUGGCCGACGGUAGGAUCGCGUACCACACGCGACGACGCCGUUAGGGAGUCCGCCUCCAAUCGGUCGCGUACCUCACAACGCGCCACCCGCGACGACGCCGUUAGUCACCUCCCAAUUCCUCGUCUCCAGCUUGCAUUGGGUGAGUUUGGGAUACGGCCGUACGGCAGCUGACUGCAUUGUAACCACUGGGUUUUCAAAAGCAUUGGAGUUGAAUUAGGAUUUACCUGAUUUCAGGAAAGAGAUCCAUCUACUGAUUUCAGAGAUGCUGGAUUUAUUUCUUUGGAUGAUUUACCCCAUAUUAUAAUCAGAAAUGAUUCUUAUAACAAGCAAGAUAGCUACCUGAUUUUCAUAAUCUUUUAACAUGUAGGCUUUCCAGCAAAAGCAUGCGUGCUGCCAUUGGAGGUGCUUCAAAAUGAAGAAGUCCUGCACUGCUGUAUUGUUUACUUAUUUUAUGCUUGGAUCAUGUUCGAGCUUGGAAUUAGAGAGAUGUUGAUGAACUCAAAAGUGAUGUGUGAUAAAGCAAUGAGAUUGUUCAAGUAGCUUCAUUUGUGAUGGUUGUGUGAUUUUACUGUAUGAUAAGGCAUAAGCUUGAAUGUUUUAAAAAGUUGAGAAAUCUGUUGUGGUAGUUGUGCGAUUUUACUGUAUGAUAAGGCAUAAGCCAGAAUGUUUUAGAAACUUGAGAAAUGUAUAGUCAAAUUUGAAGCUGAUCAUGCUUUCAAUGUAUUAUAAUCA